Closterium sp. NIES-65 is the source of this 3291-nucleotide messenger RNA. NCBI's taxonomy places the organism in Eukaryota, Viridiplantae, Streptophyta, Zygnematophyceae, Desmidiales, Closteriaceae. The record is from the annotation of a GenBank genome assembly.
AUGGUAAUCCAUAAACUGAACAACAGAUACCGAUGCGGGGAGUGUGGGGUGGUCUUUUGUGGGUCGUGCCGCGAGCACCCAUAUCACCUCGGGAUCUCCUGUGCAGCGCAUGCUGUGCGGCUUGCUGCCCCCAAGUGCCGCUUCUGUGGGGAACGGGUCGAAUGGGGUGGGAUGGACCUGGACUGGAAUGAGGAGGCUGGAGAGGAGGAGGAGAGAGGUGAUGGUGUUGGUGAAGGUAGGAAGAAGGAUGGAGAAGACGCUGCUAAGCGGCUCGCGGAGCUGGUUGCAUUCCAUGGUGACACGAUUACAAGCAGCAACAGCGGCGGUGGUGGCGGCAGCAGCGGCCAGGCUCCUCAAGACACGAGCAACUGGAGUUGGAACGAGGGAGAGAUGAGGGAGCUUCUUGCAGCAGUAGGCGUAGACACGAGCUGGUGCGUGAGCAAAGCCAACCUGGCAGCAGUGGCAGCUGCAGCAGUCUGUGUGUGUGGCGAGGAGCAAUGCAGGGAGCGGCUGAGGGACGCAUGCAUGCGGGUUGGUCCGUGUGGGCACGCGUGUGGGGGAGUGAGAGGGGAGGUGGACUGCCUACCAUGCCUGCAUGAUGCCUGUGUGGAGGAGAGAGAUGCAGCUGCUGCUGCCGCUCCCUCUGCUGCUGCUGCAACAGCCGCCACUGGUUCUGGCGCUGGUGCUUUUGGUGGUGCUGCUGCUCCCGGUUCUGUUGCUGCUGCUGCAGCUGCUGCUGCUGCUGCUGCUGCUGCUGCUGCUGCCGCCCCUUGCCCCAUGCCGCCCCUCCCCUGUGCCAGCGACUUUUGUCCCAUCUGCUGGGUGGAGCCGAUCGCCGCCGCCCCAGCCAUCCGGCUGUUGUCCUGUGGCCACGUGGUGCAUGCAGCAUGCGCGAGGGAGAAGAUUUGCCAAUCAUUUCCUGGUCCUGAGAUCUCCUUCGGUUUCCUAUCUUGCCCGCUCUGCCCUGAUACGACGAUGGAUCAUCCUGCGCUCCAGACAGAGCUUGCCGCCCCGCUGGCUCUGAAGCAGCAAGUGGAGAGAUUAGCGGAGGAGAGAGUGAAAGCUGGAGAGGGGCUUGGGGAUGGGGAAGAGGAAAAUGGGAAUGGCGGUUUAGGGAACAAUGUGUUGGCGCGGGCGCUGCGUCGGUUGCUGUUCUUCCUCUGCUCGCGCUGCCACCGCCCGUACUUUGGUGGGGAUCGUAGGUGCGGUGCCGGACCUGCUGCUGCCGAGCCUGAGAAUGUGGAUGGGGAGGAGGGGGAGGGAGAGGAGAUGGAGGAAGGCGAGAGAGAGGGAGGGGGGGUCGAACGAGCAGGGGAAGUGGGUGGGCAGGGUCAGCGAGAAAAUGAGCUGGUGUGUGGUGAAUGCUUGGCAGUUGAAGCAGCUGCAAAGCAAAAGGCAGCAGCAGAAGCAGCAGCGGCAGCAGCAGCAGCGGCGGAGGAGGAGAGAGAAAGGAGGGAGCGGCUGUGGGAAGCAGGCAAGCCGUGCAGCAGCAACCAUGGGCAAGAGGCCGUGCAGUACAAGUGCCAAUUCUGCUGCUCGGUCGCCACUUACUUCUGUAACGGCACCACACACUACUGUGCAGAGUGCCACCAGACCCUCCCGAAUUACAGAAGCUCCUCGUACGUUGCACCGCGCUGCACCGGGGGGGACCAGUGCCCGUUGCGUGUGGCGUGGCACCCGCAAGCUCCUGAGGAGUUCUGCCUCGGGUCAACUACCGCCAAAGGCGGCAAGGGCGGGAAAGGAGGGAAAGGGGGAAAGGGAGGCAAGGGGGGGAAACGCAGCGGCCGGCACGGGGCAUCGGCGAGCAAGCAGCCGUCGAUUCAGGCGAAGCGGGAGCAGCAGCUGCAGCAGCAACAGUCAGAUCAGCAGUUGGCGCAAACUCCGCAGAAAGCUCUCUCCGCGCACGCCGCGCAGCCUCUAGAUCCUGCGCGGAUCACUUCCGCCGCAUCUCCGCUCUCCGCUUCCGCAAACGCCGCCGUCAAAAGCGAACAUGGGUCCGCGCCUGUUGUCGCUGGCGGAACCUUCGGGGGAGGCGCAGCAGCGUUGGGGGCAGCGCCGGGCGCGGAGCGGCCGGCUGCGGGGGGAGCGGCGGUGGCGGGGGAAGGGGUAGGAUUGGCGGGUCCGCUGGAAGUGGGCGCGCGGGUGAGCGCGCGGUGGCGCGACGGGAAGAUGCACCCCGCGAAGAUCAUCGAACGGCGGAAAGCGGCGGGGGGCGCGGACGAAUACGAGUACUACGUGCACUAUACCGAGUUCAACCGGCGAUUGGACGAGUGGAUCCCGGUGAGCAGCAUUGACCAAUCGUCUGUCAAUACGGCGUGUGAAGAGAAGGCUGAGGAGAAGCAUGGCAGCGGAGUGAAGAUGACACGUCAUCAGAAGAGGAAGAUAGACGAGCUACACAUAGAAGAGGGACAUGAAGACUUUGACGCGGCGAGUCUAAGGGAGCACGAGGAGUUCACCAAGGUGAAGAACGUGGCGGUGAUAGAGCUGGGGCGGUACGAGAUGGACACGUGGUACUUCUCGCCCUUCCCCCCCGAGUACGCGCACUGCUCCAAGCUCUUCUUCUGCGAGUUCUGCCUCGCGUUUCUCAAACGCCCCUCGCAGCUCGAAAGGCACAUGCGCAAGUGCGACCUCAAGCACCCACCGGGGGAUGAGAUUUACCGCAACGGCUCCCUCUCCAUGUUCGAGGUGGACGGCAAGCGCAACAAGGUGUACUGUCAGAACCUCUGCUACCUGGCGAAGCUAUUCCUGGACCACAAGACCCUUUACUACGACGUCGACCUCUUCCUCUUCUACAUCCUCUGCGAGUGCGACGAGCGCGGCUGCCACAUUGUCGGCUACUUCUCCAAGGAGAAGCAGUCAGAGGAGGGGUACAACCUGGCCUGCAUCCUCACGCUGCCGCCCUACCAGCGCAAGGGAUACGGCAAAUUCCUCAUCGCCUUCUCCUACGAGCUUUCGAAAAAAGAGGGUAAAGUCGGAACACCCGAGCGCCCUCUCUCCGACCUGGGUUUGCUGAGCUACCGCGGGUACUGGCUGCGGGUGCUGCUGCGCAUUCUGAAGCACCACCGCGGGAACCUGUCGAUCAAGGAGCUGAGCGACAUGACGGGCAUCAAGACAGAGGACGUCAUCUCCUCGCUGCAGUCGCUGCACCUCAUCCAGUACCGCCGCGGGCAGCAUGUCAUCUGUGCUGACCCCAAGGUGCUGGACCGACACCUGAAAGCGGUGGGAAAGCCGGGGCUGGAAGUUGACGUUUCGAAGCUGAUUUGGACGCCGUACAGGGAGCAGGGGGGGUGA